UCAUAGCAUCGAUGCAUUGAAAUUGCAAUAAAAUAAAAAAAUUAAAAUAAAUAAUAAAGAAGUUUUUUUUUUAUCUUUAAACUUUAAACGUACGUCGAGUUAUCGUGUCAUUAUUGCUAUCAACGUACUAAGUAUAAGUCUGAAAGUUAAAUGUGUGUUUUAUGUGGUUUAGUGCUUACUCUCACUUAUUAAUAUACAUAUAUAUAUUUUUUUUAACUUUGUUUAUUCAUUAUUAUUUUAUCCCAGUUUUAAUGUUAGAAAUAUAGGAGUGGUGAAAGGAGUUAAUUGUUUUUUAGUUUCUCAUGUUUUAAUUGUCUGUUGUUAUCCAAAUAUAUUUUAUUUUUUGUUAAGUCAUUGUGUAUAUACACAUAGAUAUAUACGUUGAUACAUUUGUUAAUAAUUAAUUAAUAAUGACGACUGAGGAAAAAUUCGAUGCGGCUGUCAAUGUUAUUAGAAAUCUACCGAAAAAUGGUGCUUACCAACCGAGUCAUGAAUUACAAUUACGUUUUUAUGCUUACUACAAACAAGCAACAAAAGGCGCAUGCCAGCAGCCAAAACCAGCGUUUUGGGAAGUCGUAAAAAAAGCUAAAUGGGAUGCUUGGAUGAAACUAGGAAACAUGAGUCGUCAGGAGGCCAUGAAUAAUUACGUUGACGAGCUAAAAAAAAUUGUUGAGACAAUGUCUUAUACUGAUAAUGUAGCCAAUUUUUUAGGAAGCUUAGAUUCAUUUUAUGAAAGUGUACCCGCUGAAGAUUUAGAAUUGCUCGUCGGCCCAGUUAUCGAACGUAUACGAUCUCAACCCGGUUCACCAUUAUCUGGAUCGCCAUUAGGAUCUAGAGAAACAUCACCACAAAGAGUACGAAAUUCAUCACGUCAUAUUACUAGUAGCUUGGAAACAAGCCCAGCUAGCAGUCAUAGUGCUAGUCCGUUACCACCUGACAGUGAUGGUGAUGAAGAUGAAGAAUUUAAAGAUACUUUAGAGUCAGCACCAAUAGAAAAAUCAAUCAAAGAAUCAAAGUCUUCCACUGGACAUGUACAAUCAAAAAAAAUUAUACAGGACCAAGUUAAGUCAGCAACAUUACCAUCAAAUUUAACAAAUGGCCACGUUAAUAAUAAAAAAGAAGAUAAGCAUAAUUUAAUAAAUAAUGAUAAACACAAUAAUCAAGAUCGUAGCAGAGCAAGAGAUAAGAAAACCGACAGAGACCUGAGUGAUGAUAUUAAAAAUGAACUUAUCAAUCAAAUGGCCGAGACACUACAAACUUUACAGAAUGAUUUAGACAGGAUAACUGGUCGUGUUAGGAGUCUAGAAGGACAAAAUUUACAAUUAAUGACUCCACAAUCGGAACAAUCAAAUAUUUACCCAAGAUGGUGGCCCCUAUCUGAUUGCUCACCAAGACUUUUAGCAAUAAUAGUAUUGUGGCCGUUUGCAGCUCAAUUUUUAAUAAAUAUAAUCCGACGUUAUCGCCAACAAAGAAUUUGAUCAGAUUUAUAAUCGAUAAAUAUUUUAUGUGUCUAUUAUAUAAAACUAUUUCUCGAUAAAAUUUAAAAUAGAUAAAAAUAGUUUAUUAUAAAUUUUAAAAGACAUCUAAGUAAUAAAGUUAUUAAUUGUUUACACGAAUGAAAAAUAUAAAUCAAUAAUUAUGUAAAAAAAAUUUUUUCUUUUAUAAGUUAAAUUUAUAUAUAACAAUAAUUAUUUGUAUAUAAUGAGAGAUAAAUUAUAAAACAAUUAAAUAUUAUUAUUGUUCCUCGUUGCUCAAAUUGUUGCCGCUAAAGCUCUAAUGAGGAAUGUAAGUUUACACGGUAACCAAUAUAUUUAAUUAUAAAUUAUAUAUUAAUAUAAAUUUCAAAAGAAAAAUUAAUAUUUAAUAAAUUGUCUACCAGACGUUAAAUGUUUACUAAUAAUUUGAUAACUUGUACAAAACAAAUACUAUAAUAUUCACGUAUAUUUUUCAUUAUUAGUUCUUUAAUUAUAUAUAUAAAUAAAUAUCUCACGCUUUUAUUUUCUUUUUAAGUAUACUUAUGUAAUAUAAAAAAAAGUUAUUAUUUUUAUUGUUUAAUUUUUUUGUUCUUUUUAAUUAAAUUUUUGUUCUAUGGGAUUUAUUUUUAUUCUGUUGGUUAUAAUUUUAUUAAUUAUUUCAUUUAUAAUAAAUAUUUGAUGUAUAUCGAUAAUAAAUUUUUAAAUAGUAAUUAAAUUGUUUUUUUUCGAAAUUUAUUAAACAAAAAAAAAGUUUAUAAUUUCGUUUGAGGGAAAUGACCAACAAGUUCGGGAUUAUAACUCCGAUAGAGAAAAUUAAAAUUUGAUAGGAACGUUUUUGAGAUGACUUCAAGUUUUCGAUUGAGGUUCAAUUUGAUUCUAUUGGAAAAAGAUUGGGUUGAGUUUGAAAAUGAGCUCAAUCGGUUGAUUAGUUUAGAAGUUAUAGUAUUCAAAAAUUUUCAAAAUGUCAAAAAUUCAUAUUUUUACUUGUUCUUUCUUCAAUAGUUUUUAAAUGUUAUAACGUAUCGACUUCCUAUAAACUUUAUCUGAAAGCUUUUAAAUUAAGCUUUAAUUUUCAUGCCUAUAUAUGUGUUUAGAUCAAUAAAAUUUCUUAUUUUACGACUCAUUAAAUGAAAUUUUGCUAUUGCAUUGGUUCUCCUACUUUUAAUAGAUUCCAUAGAAUCCUAACUACUGUAUUUAUUAGUAAAUUUAUGAAAUUGAUUGAAUUUAUAUUAUUGCUGUGUAACACUCAUAAAAUCUAAAUAUCUCAAUUCAAGUGUGUAAAUUAAAUUUUGUUUUAUUGACAGUGUUUAUACGACUCAUUUCAAGUAUGACACUUAGAUCUAUCAUAAUUGAAAUUCCAACUCAAAUAAUUUUAUUUAAUUUUGUAUUAACUAUUAAUUCUAUAGUAAAAAACAUAGUAUUCUUAUUCGUAGAUAAUUUGAUUCUCUUCAACUUCAAUUGUUGUUGUUCAACUUACCAUUCCGAUCAUUUUUUAAAUUUUCUAAUUUCAAUUCUUUAAUUUUUUGCAUUUAACUUUAAAUUGUCUGACAAUUUUCUUUGUUUUAUAACCUCGAGAAUCUAUGAGAACGUCAAAAAAAAAUUUAUUUUGUUAUUAAUGUUUAUUUGAGAGGUUAAAAUAAUCAAAUAAUGAGAAAUCUACUUCCAUUUCAGCUGCUGAAUGGCUUUUUUUUUUAUCGCAUGUUAAUGUGUUGAAUAAUCAAAAUUAUUAUUAUUUUUUUCAAAUAACUUAUGAUAAAACUUUGUGAA
This is a messenger RNA of Microplitis demolitor, 3242 nucleotides long. Its product is annotated as acyl-CoA-binding domain-containing protein 4. The transcript has 5 exons. Lineage: Eukaryota; Metazoa; Arthropoda; Insecta; Hymenoptera; Braconidae. Gene Ontology annotation, biological process: fatty acid metabolic process. Bases 411 to 1478 code for a protein of 355 amino acids. Gene Ontology annotation, molecular function: fatty-acyl-CoA binding. The record is from RefSeq and is a predicted model, not a curated record.